This is a messenger RNA of Lytechinus pictus (painted urchin), 4847 nucleotides long. RefSeq lists its product as uncharacterized. The transcript has 10 exons. The record is from RefSeq and is a predicted model, not a curated record. Lineage: Eukaryota; Metazoa; Echinodermata; Echinoidea; Temnopleuroida; Toxopneustidae. The coding region runs from base 1 to 1731 and encodes 576 amino acids.
AUGGAAAUAAUUGCUCAUGUGUUUUUCUAUGAUGGCUUCAUUGGUCUGAAACCUGGAGAACGUUAUACAGUCAGCGCAUUAACUCUACCGACCAGGAGUCAGUGGGAUAAUUAUGUUUCCAAAGAAAUAAGAAUCCCUUGGGAGUCAUGUUGGGUGCCAGACCUGAAAAUCCAUGAAACACCGUUUGCUGUCAAUGUCACCCUCUUCCAAGAUCUGAGCUACGGGUUCCAACGUUUUGAUGUCCAUCUUUACGAUCAUACAGACAGGGCACGCUCUUUAAGCGUGGAUUUCAGUACUGCAGAUAUUUGCGAGAUGGAUGGGAAAAACGGCACAAACAUCCUUUUUGAGUGCAUAGAGCCAACAACAGCUAAAUUGAAAUUAUAUGUUGCAUCUGAGGAGUGCCGGUUUUGUCAGUGGAACAAGAAUAAAAUUCAAGUUCAAGGCAUAGCACCGACAUUCACUAAUUGCCCAGAACAUGACAUCAUCAGAGAGGUUGAAAUGAGGAAACCGAUGAUUGAGGUGACUCCCGUCAACUGGUCGCCGCCAACACCAGUCUUCCAGGGAAGUUGCGGGACUGGCUACAACAGUUCUCGUGAUCCAGAUAACACUGCCUUCCGAGUUGGGACGACUACUUCCAUCAGGAACGUGGCAUGGCAGUAUUCAUCAGUGUCUGAAUGCACCUUCAAUGUCGAAGUCAGGGCAGUUGAUACUACUCCACCCAAAAUCAUCUGUCCUGAUAACAUCAGCACGUACGGUGACCCCAAGAAUAAAACAUUUAAAGUCAGUUGGCGUAAACCAUCAUUUUACGAUGCUUCGGACACAGUUCUGACCGUUGUUACUCCAGAUAUACCUUCUAACCAAACUUCGUAUAACUUUCCUGUGUUUGUGAAUACUACCGUGAAGUACCAGAUAACAGAUGCUUACAAUAAUGUGGCGUCCUGCAGGUUCUUCGUGUAUGUGAAAGGCGAUACGGAUCCUCCACAUAUACUGUAUUGCCCACGAAACAUUAAGGUGAACGGACAACCCAAGAUGAAAAGUGCAGAAAUCCACUGGGACAGACCUCAGUUUGAUGACACAUCGGACACAGUCAUGACCAUUGUCACUCCCAAUAUUCCUAACGAUGAGACCUUCUUUACGUUUCCUGUGGGUGUGAACACCACCGUCAAGUACAAGAUAACAGAUGCCUACAAUAACACAGCACAUUGUAACUUCUCUGUUUAUAUCAAAGAGACCCCAGCUGCCUCCCCACUGGUGAUUACGUUAUCUUGUCUAGCGGGAGUUCUUCUCAUUGUGGUUGUGCUGGCCCUUGUCUGCGCGAAAAGAUAUAAAGGCAUGAAACCAAAUGAAACAGGAUCCAAAGAGAAGCUUGAGCCAAGUGAAGUCACAUUCAAGCCUGUAGACCCUCUCAAACCCUAUGGUAUUGAUUUGGAGAGUCUCAUCAAUUGUUCUGGGAGUCAGCUGUCAAUAGACAGGAGUCGCAAAAACAUCUACCCCUCCCAGGGACCCCCUGAACGCCGUAGAUCUGUCCCCGAACUACAUGUAUCCUCUGGAUUUUGUGAAGAUGAAUUUAUUCCCAGCUUUGGACACCCUCAUCUUGAGAGUGUGACAGAGGAAUUAGAGAGGGAACAUCUAGUGUAUAGACCCAACGAAGAGGAUCGAUCCUCCAACGGAUCAAAGUAUUCAAGCUCCUGCUCCGAUGAUUCACCGGUCUCACUGGAAUCCACUUGUUGAUUCUGCUAUUAACAGCAUUGAGUGUAUACAAGUCCUGUUGCGGAGGAAGCAGUAUGGUGUGAACAAAGGAUAGUAUUGACACAUCACAGACAUCUCAUAGUAUUCAAGCAGAAAUGAUAGUUUCACAAUCCUGUCAGGGUACUCUUCUUUCAGAUGAUUCACAUGGACAGGUCCGGUGUAUGUACUGUACAAUGCCAUGUAAAGACUCCAUGAUAUUUUCAGUCAACUCGUUGGAUAUACACAGGCUCAGUCUUGGUCUCUGAUAGGAUUUUAAAAAACAAACAACGGAAUCUCCUUUCACCAAAGCUUGAUUAUCUAAUGUCCCGAAUGAGCACAUGCAAUAGAAUUACAAUGUGAAAAAAAAAAUCAACCGGGUCUCCAUGUUUCUGAGCAGGACUCCAACAUGGUAGAACAAAGUUGAGAGAUGAGAUUCUCCAUGUGAAUGGACGUUACAAUAUUGGGACCAAGAGAUCACAGUAUUCAAGAGCCUGUGGUGAGUUCAUCAUCAUCUUGUCACAUUGGAGAAAGAAUGACCGAUUCAAGAAGAAGUGAAGUCUUCUUGUUUCUGAACAGGAUGUCACCUUUGGAGAAUAAUUUGCAAGAUUGUCAGAGUCCAGAGAGAACUGUAUGUGGAAUAUUGGGUCCACAUGUUUCUGAACAGGGUAUCUGCAUAGGAGAUUAAACUUUUUUCUAUCGCUAUUUAUAGACAAUAUAGGGGAACAGCUGAUUCCGUGAAAUAACCAGCUGUUUCUAAGCAGGAUGGCAGUGUUGGGUGAAAGGUUUUUUUUUUUAUAAUUAAGUUGUUUAUUGUACAUGGUAUCAUGAGAAUGAAAAUUCUUGUUCUGCAUUUAUUCUUCUGCUGUUAGCUUUCAGUCGGAGUAGUUGCUGACACAAUUACCAUUUAACACAAAGACUUGCAUUCAAUCGUAAAUUUUGAACAGAGAAAUUGAUUGUUAGAUAUCGGGUUUGCUGGUCAUUUACUCAUGCAAUAAUUAUCUUGAUUGGUCUAGUCAUAUUUCAAGUGAAUGUAAACCUUUGUGUAAUGGGGGCCAGGAAUAAAGCACUGGGGGGUUACUUUUGUAGUUUUAUCAUAAGGGCACAGCCUGAUUCAUGUUGUUCCUCUAGUCAUUUGCGAGUCUGCAUCAGGGGCCUGUUUCAUAAAGGACUUACAACUCUUACUUUACCAUUAUGGCAGUUACCAUGGUAACAGGGCACAACAGCCAAUCGCCAUCAAGGUUUCCUUGGUAGUUGCCAUAAUGGUAAAGUUAAAGGGAUGGUCCAGGCUGGAGAUAUUUAUAUCUCAAUAAAUAGAGUAAAAUUCACAAAGCAAAAUGCAGAAAAUUUGAUCAAAAUCCAAUAACAAAUAACAAAGUGAUUAAAUUUUAGAGAUUUGCAUUAUUCCGGUGAAACAGUUCUAGGCAUGUCUUUAUGAAUAUUCAUUAGGUUGGCUGAUGAUGUCAUAUCCUCACUUGUUCUUUUGUAUUUUAUUAUAUGAAAUUAGGAGUAUUCAAAAUUUUUCUACCAAGACCGUAAGCAAUUGCAUUGACAACUUAAUUAUUAAGUGCAUUAGUUAUUUACUGCAACUUAUUUCAUCAUAAUGGAGACACAUCAUUUACAAAUGUAUGAAAAAAUUAAACAUUUAUGAUUUCAUGUAAUAACAUAAGCAAAAGGAAAGUGGGGAUGUGACAUCAUCAGCCCACAUAAUGAAUAUUCAUGACGAUGUGCAUAUAAUUGUUUUCACAAAAUAUUGAUAAAUUUUAAAAUUCAAUAACUUUGUUAUUUGUUAUCUGAUUUUGAUGAAUUUUUCAGCAUUUUGCUCUGUGAAUUGUACACUAUUUAUUUAGAUGUAAAUAUUUUCAGCCAGGACCAUCCCUUUAAAACGGCCCUCAGGCACUGUCAGACCAAGGCAAGUGAGGUAACAGCAUUACAUAACUGUUACUGGGCAGCAAAAUGGAUUCCACUUUGGAUGAUAGACAUAACCUGUUACCAGCUCCCCAUGACAUUUGACACUAUUUGUAGAAAGUUUUUAAGAAACGAUUGUUUUUGUUUUUUGUGAAGUAAAACCCUUCAUCCGUGCCGUUAUGCUUUGAGCUAAACUGUUUCUUCCAGUAGGCCUACAGGAAUCUGUGAUGUUUUUCCUUAUUCAGAUUCAUUUAAUCAUAGAUUUUUCUCUUUACUUUGUUUCCAUGGUGAUGCAGCAGCUGAAUGAUACGUUACCAGUUGUGUGACCGAUUCAUGCUGUCAUACUUCCCUACGGAAAUUGAUUAAACAGGCCUUUUAAGACUUGCCAUUUUAUGACAAAGAACUGUAGAGUGUAUACCUCUGCUUUUCUUAAUGCGUCAAAGCAUGACUGGUGUAUGAUAUAUAAUGGUUGUUAUAUAUGUAAACAUGUAUUUAUUUUUGUUAUAAAGAAAGGCCCAUGUUGUAUGAAGCAUAAGUAAAAUGAUGAAUGUGUCAGAUUAUUAUAAAUAGAUGAUUUAGAUAGGAUGCAUAACCUAUCCACAAAAUUGUUAAUUCUUUUAGAGAAAAAUCAAGAUUAAGUUGUAUUCUUCCAAUUAUUAGACUGUCUUGCCAUGACUCCAAGAAUAUAUUAGUACCUACGGUAUAUAAAAUGAUUGUAUGUAUUUAGCAAACGAAUUAGCAAAUAAUCAUCAAAUGAAAUGCAUCAUCAGAUUUUUCAGAAUGAUUUCAGUACAUACCUCUAUGAUCGAUAUUUAUAGUGAUAUUCUACUAGGUCUUUCAUGAUUGUUGCAAAUGAUUAUCAGUACUUUCUUCGUCAUCUUGUUCUCUUUCCAUGAUUAUUUUUAUCAGUACAACGUUGCAAACGGAAGCCAUGAUCUGUUUUAUUGAAUUAUAUGUUUUCUAAUUGAGCAAUAUACAUAUGGAAGAUUGUAAUUAUGAUUAUAUUGAAUGUACCUUUACUAUUGAAUUGAAUUUGCAUUAGAUUUAGAUGAAAUGGCGCUAGCGAUGUGAAUAUUAUAAGAUAGAGACAAUUAAUACUUAUUUUUGUAAAAAAACAAAACGGAAAUAGUGUUUGAUACCACAGAAAAAUAAACAACCAAAGUAAUCUGGAAGCUCAAAAUGCGGAAGUGGCGUUAAAAUAAUUCUGACGAUCA